Molossus molossus (Pallas's mastiff bat) is the source of this 3492-nucleotide messenger RNA. RefSeq names its product myoneurin (gene MYNN). Gene Ontology annotation, molecular function: protein binding; RNA polymerase II cis-regulatory region sequence-specific DNA binding; DNA-binding transcription factor activity, RNA polymerase II-specific. The coding region runs from base 226 to 1974 and encodes 582 amino acids. The record is from RefSeq and is a predicted model, not a curated record. Lineage: Eukaryota; Metazoa; Chordata; Mammalia; Chiroptera; Molossidae. The transcript has 7 exons. Gene Ontology annotation, cellular component: nucleus. Gene Ontology annotation, biological process: regulation of transcription by RNA polymerase II.
UGGUCCAGCCAGUUCAGCCUAGGCUGGUAUUGGACGUCCGCAGUCCUAGAGCCUCCGGUGUUGCCGAGGGACUCCGGAGCCGGAUGUGACGUUGCCGUGGAGGGAGAAGGGAGAGGCGGAGCGUGGCGUGGUGACGUCCUCCCAAGAUGGCGGAGAGAGAGUGAAGAAACAGUGUCCCGGUUGGGUUGCUAUAGAACAAGGGUAAAAUUCCACUCAGAUAUCAAAAUGCAGUAUUCGCAUCACUGUGAGCACCUUUUAGAGAGACUGAACAAACAACGAGAAGCAGGUUUUCUUUGUGACUGCACCAUAGUGAUUGGGGAUUUCCAGUUUAAAGCCCAUAGGAAUGUGCUUGCCUCCUUUAGUGAGUAUUUUGGUGCCAUCUACAGAAGCACUUCUGAGAACAAUGUCUUUCUUGAUCAGAGUCAGGUGAAGGCAGAUGGAUUUAAGAAACUGUUGGAGUUUAUAUACACAGGAACUUUAAACCUUGACAGUUGGAAUGUUAAAGAAAUUCAUCAGGCUGCUGACUAUCUCAAAGUGGAAGAGGUGGUCACUAAAUGUAAAAUAAAGAUGGAAGAUUUUGCUUUUAUUGCUAAUCCCUCUUCUACAGAGAUAUCUAGUAUUACUGGAAACAUUGAAUUGAAUCAACAGACUUGUCUUCUUACUCUACGAGAUUAUAAUAGUCGGGAGAAAUCAGAAGUGUCUACAGAUUUAGUUCAGGCAAACCCUAAACAAGGGGCUUUAGCAAAGAAGUCGUCUCAAACUAAAAAGAAGAAGAAGACCUUCAACUCCCAGAAAACAGGGCAGAAUAAAACAGUGCAAUAUCCCAGUGACAUUUUAGAGACGGCAUCAGUUGAAUUAUUUCUAGAUGCAAAUAAAUUGUCCACACCUAUAAUAGAACAGGUUGCACAAAGAAAUGAUAAUUCAGAACUUGAGUUGACAUCAGUUGUGGAAAAUACUUUUCCAGCACAAGAUAUUGUGCAAACUGUUGCAGUGAAACGGAAACGUGGAAAAUCACAGCCAAAUUGUGCUCUGAAAGAGCACUCUAUGUCUAAUAUAGCCAGUGUCAAGAACUCUUAUGAGGUGGAGAGCUCUGGCGAAGAGCUGGAUCAGAGGUAUUCCAAGGCCAAGCCAAUGUGUAACACUUGUGGGAAAGUAUUUUCAGAAGCCAGCAGCUUGAGAAGGCACAUGAGAAUACAUAAAGGAGUCAAACCUUAUGUUUGCCAUUUGUGUGGAAAGGCAUUUACCCAGUGUAACCAGCUGAAAACGCAUGUAAGAACUCAUACAGGUGAGAAGCCAUACAAAUGUGAAUUGUGUGAUAAAGGAUUUGCUCAGAAAUGCCAGCUAGUCUUCCAUAGUCGCAUGCAUCAUGGUGAGGAAAAACCCUAUAAAUGUGAUGUAUGCAAUUUACAAUUUGCAACUUCUAGCAAUCUCAAGAUUCAUGCAAGGAAGCAUAGUGGAGAGAAGCCAUAUGUCUGUGAUAGGUGUGGACAGAGAUUUGCCCAAGCCAGCACACUGACCUAUCAUGUUCGUAGGCAUACUGGAGAAAAGCCUUAUGUGUGUGAUACUUGUGGGAAGGCAUUUGCUGUCUCUAGUUCUCUUAUCACUCAUUCUCGAAAACAUACAGGAGAAAGACCAUUUAUCUGCGAAUUAUGUGGAAAUUCUUACACAGAUAUUAAAAAUUUAAAGAAGCACAAAACAAAAGUUCAUUCUGGGGCAGAUAAAAUUCUAGAUUCUAGUAUAGAGGAUCAUACUUUAAGUGAACAAGAUUCCAUACAAAAAAGCCCUGUAUCAGAAACUUUGGAUGUGAAGCCUUCUGAUAUGACUUUACCACUGGCCCUUCCACUUGGGACUGAGGACCACCACAUGCUUCUGCCUGUCACAGAUAAUCAGUCUCCUACAUCAGAUACAUUGUUGAGGUCAACUGUGAAUGGGUAUUCAGAACCACAGUUGAUUUUUUUACAACAAUUAUAUUGACUUUAAGAGAAAUGUGGAAUUGCUAAGACAUCUCUGGUAAGGUGCAUAUAUUCAUGUUAAAUUACCAUUCUUUUGAGUUGUGGCCAUUAUUCAUUCAUUGAAGUAAAGGCACCUGAUGCUGCAUCAUAACUGCAAUUCCUAUUUUGAGUUUUGGCUUUUAUGUCCAGAUUAUACACACAGCUUUUUAAAAAAUGAAGUAUACUACAGUAGCACUAUUGUGGAUGGUUAAGUUUCAUUUUCUUUUAGAGCUGCCUUAAUUCCAUUUUUAUUUUGCAUUUUAGAACUGCCUUUCAUUUACUGAAGUGUCAGUUUAUAUGAUUCAGUUUUGACCUGUGGGAUUUAAAAUUUUUCUUCCCCUCAAUAUUUAAGCAAAAUCCAUGAUGGUAUCAGCUCAAGAGUGUUGUUGUUACUAAGCUCCAUAGCCAAUACAUAAAAACUGAGGGAAAAAAUAAAAUUUUAUAUUUCUGCCUAAGAAAAUUUAGGUAUUGAAUAAGAAUUGUGCUAUUUAUUAAUAUAUUCCAUUGGAGGUAACUUUUCUAAUGAAACAAAAAAAAGUGUUUCUCUUAAGAGCUAGAAAAACUGAAUAUAAAUUUUUGUUCAUUUUAGAACUCAGUUUUCUGGAGAAAACCAGUGGUCAAUACUUUUGAUUUGAGUUGCCUGAGACUACAGUUUCAAAAUAAAUUUUAAUAGCUAUUUGGUGUUUUUACCUUGUUACAAGACAGUUUCAAAUUUUGAUUCAGGUUAUGUUUUAAUAAGUUUACAGAUUACUGAAGAUGAGGAAAAUAUACUGAGUUUUAAAAUUUUUUGACAAGCCUCUCUUAUACCUGUUAUGCACUUUUUAAAAUAUUAAAUUCUAAAAGGAAUUUUCUAAAUAUAAACUUAAUACAUACUAUAAAUCACUUGGCUUCUGAAUUUGAUACAUUAUAUUACAUAGAUUUAAGAAAUUAACUUCAAUUAUAAGUAAGCAUUUGAAUGAUCAGAAAGCCAGUUUAUUAAACAUUUUAUAUUUGAGUAUUCUAUAAGUUUUGAGUUUUAAAAUUUUAUAAUAAACCACAACAUUUGGUGGUGGUUUGUAGUUUCACAGUAGCCUUUUUCCUUCCUAAUGAACGUAGAAAAUCCAAUAUUCUGAUAUUUGCUACCACUGUUCCCCAUCCUACUUUUCCCACAUACUGAUUUAUUUUACUGCCUGAUCUUUGGACAUUAAAUUAUCAGUUUCACAAAGUCGGUUCCUUUACUGCUGAUCGAACACCAUGGUGACAUUUAUUUCUGCCAUGCAUUAGUUGUGGCUUGUUUUUGGUCUUAAACUACACCUAUAAUAAAGUUAAUGUAUUUUCUGUUGGUAUUGAUUCUUUAAUUGUAUUUUCUCUGGGGUCCUGGGUCAUAGGAACCAACUGGAGGACAUAAUAAAAUUAGUUCUUUUUUGUGAACUGUAGAAAUCGUCACCAUUUCGCAACACAUUCAGCAUUUUUGCAAUAAAUUGCCACCAGUGGAAUUGACUUAAUUGAAUAGAGUUUGAAA